CUGUUCAUUUCACUCAUUUCAGAUUCUGGUAAAAUGGACGACGAUGCUUGUCAGGGACUGCACAACUUAUCAAUAAGUGAAGAGAGUACACUUGCACAAUGUAUUCAGGAGAAGUACUCCAGAUUGAUUCUCCAGUCAAAAGAGUUGGUGUCGCAGGGUAAGGUUCAGGAGGCCCUCCAACUGAACCAGACAGCUUAUAGACUAUGUCCCUCAGACAAAUUACAGCGGAAAAUUCAGCGUAUGCAGGCAUACAUUGAAGACAAUUCCACUGAGGUGACAAAAGGUGAUGAAAAAAAUGAAAUCAAGACUCCAUCCGUCAAAAGUAUACGAAGUGAAAGGACCUCAUCCAGCUCCUCUGUCACAGGGGGGUCACCCUCUCAGGGGGGCAAGGUCGUUACAGCGGUCUCCUCCCCCUCAGUCCCCGCGAUGCAGAACCUAUCGGAGGAAGAUCAGGUCCAGUACGCCAUGCUGAUAUCAGAGGCGGGCCAAAAAGUGGAGGAGAAAAAAAUUCCCGAGGCUCUGUAUCUGAACAGAAAGGCCCUGAGGAUUGCCUAUAGUGAUAAACUGCAGAGGAAAAUUCAGCGUAUGGAGUUGUAUAUUCAGCAAAACAAUUUAACAGAACUUCCAGAUGACUUAGAAAAACCCAGUGAAAUGACAAAAUCAGAGGAAAAACAAAUUCCAACAUCACCCAAAGUGAGGGAAACAUCAGACAUAGGCUCAAAGCCGGGGGAAGAAGAGGAAUCAAAAUAUACCCAACUAGUGUCAGAAGCAAAGGAUUUAACCUCUAAAGGUCAAGUAAAGGAGGCUCUAGACUUGUACAGAGAGGCAGCAAAGAUCUGUCCCAGUGACAAACUUAACAGAAAAAUGGAAAGAAUGGAGGAUUAUUUAAGGCAGAAUACAGCUGCAAGUGAUUCUUCAGUGGAAAAGGGUGAAGACAUGGAGACUGGUGAUUCAUGCUCUACCAAAGGGGAGAGAACCUCCGCAGAUAAGGAAGCAGAGAACCAGUAUACUCAACUGGUAUCUCGAGCUAAGGACCUCACUGAAAGUGGACAUGUGAAGGAAGCGUUAUGUCUGUACAGACUCGCUGCUGAGAUCAAGCCUAGUGAUAAACUCGCACGUAAAAUGCAAAGAAUGGAGGACUAUCUGAAGCAGAAUGGUAUCUCUAUAGAUGAAGAGCAGACAAGUAAAGUUUUAGCAGCUGAGACUGAAGAAAAGAUGUCGACAGAAAUGGAGUGUGAGGAACGAGGUCAGCCUUCAGAGAAUGUCCCCCCGACCUCAACAGACAGGGAGGUAAACAGUCUAAGUGAGGAGGACCAGGUACAAUUUGCUUCACUGGUGUCUAAAGCUAAGGAGGAUACACGCCAGGGGAGAGCAGCAGAAGCCUUACAGUCCUAUAAACAGGCAGCAGAGAUCUACCCCAGUAAAAAGCUACUGGCCAAAAUACAGAAACUGGAGGCUUUUCUGAAAGAAUCACAGAAAUCGAAUGUGGACAGUAAUGUGAAUGGUGUCAAUUCUCCAAGGUUACUGACAGAGAGCACACCAAGCAGGAGACCAUCCGGUAACAGCCAAUUAGGGGCUCCGUCUGUAGACCAGCAGAGGAAAUAUAAUGACCUCGUAGUGAAGGCCAAGAAACUCGCGACAGAGGGAAAGAUCAGCGAGGCAUUGGAAUAUAACAAGAAAGCUCUGGCCAUCUGCUUCAGUGACAAGCUGGAAAAAAGAAUACAGAAAAUGGAGUCCUAUCUUGCCAGUAAUGAGGAUGAGGAGGAGGAAGAAAUGGGAGAGAGUGGGGGAAUGGUCCACAUGGGGAAUAAUUUCUACCUGUACAAAGACCUGGUGAAGAACCUGUAUGCCCACCAGAAACAGGGGGUCAUGUGGAUGUGGGGGCUCCAUCAGAAGCGUAAGGGAGGGAUCCUAGGAGAUGAUAUGGGGUUGGGUAAGACCAUUCAGGUGAUAGCCUUCCUGUCGGGUCUGUUUGACAUGCAGAAAGUCCACUCGGUAAUGAUUGUGAUGCCUGUGUCUGUAAUAGGAAACUGGGACAAAGAACUGAAAAAAUGGGCUCCAGGUAUUAAGGUAGAAGCAUAUCAUGGAUCAAAGAAAGAAAAAGAGCGAUCUUUAGCUAAGAUCAGAAGAAAAGGGGGCAUUCUGUUGACUUCUUAUGGAUUGAUCGUCACUAGCUGGGAGGUGAUGAGCCAGCAGGAUGGAAGACCUUUCAAAUGGGAUUACCUUAUCCUUGAUGAAGGUCACAAGAUAAAAAAUCCUACGAAGACAACUAAGGGAGUCCAUCAGAUCCCAGCCAGUCACAGAAUUCUUCUGACCGGUACCCCCAUACAGAACAACCUCAGGGAGAUGUGGUCCUUGUUUGAUUUUGUACAUCAAGGGACAUUACUGGGGACGGCAAGGACCUUCAAGAUGGAGUUUGACACCCCAAUAACCAGGGCCAGGGAGAGAGACGCCACUGCUAACGAGAGAAAACUAGGGAUGGAGAUGGCUGAGAGCCUGAAACAGAUUAUCUCCCCUUACUUCUUACGGAGAACGAAGGCCGAGGUGAUCGACAAGGAGGAGAAGGGGGAACUAGACGUGUCGUCUUCUACCAAGAGUCUGAACUAUGGCAAAGACUUGAAGAUGCCAUCAAUGACGAGGAAGAACGACCUGAUUUUGUGGCUGUUCCUGACACCUGACCAACAGAGGAUCUACAGCGACUUCUUAUCCCUGGACUCUGUUAAAGAGCUACUGAUGACGAAGAAGUCUCCCUUGGUGGCUCUGACAGUGUUGAAGAAGAUCUGUGACCAUCCUCGUCUCUUGUCACGGAGAGCGUGCGCUCAACUUGGUCUGGAUGGAGAGCAUGCGUUAGAUGACUCCGCCCUUGAGUCAGAGGAAGGCCACCAGUGCGCAGCCAAUCAAAUCAAGAACAUGCCAGACAAUGUCCUGAUCCAGGAGUCGGGGAAACUGAUCAUCAUUAUGGAUUUACUGGACCAGAUGAAGCGGGAGGGACAUCGCUGUCUCGUCUUCUCUCAGUCCAGGAAGAUGCUGGACAUUAUCCAACAGCUUAUCUCCAACAGGGGUCACAAGGUCAUGCGGCUGGAUGGCACUAUUACUCAGCUGAGCGAGAGAGACAGAAGAAUCGCCACAUUCCAGGAGGACAUGAGUUACUCCGUGUUCCUACUCACAACACAGGUGGGAGGUGUGGGUCUGACUUUGACAGCUGCAGAUAGAGUCAUCAUAUAUGAUCCUAGCUGGAACCCUGCCACUGAUGCCCAGGCUGUGGAUAGGGUCUUCAGGAUUGGUCAGGAUAAAAAUGUCGUUAUCUACCGCCUCAUUACGUGUGGUACAGUGGAGGAGAAAAUCUACCGCAGACAGAUAUUUAAAGACUCCAUAACCCGCCAGACAACCGGGAACUCCAAAAAUCCCUACAGGUACUUCACAAAGCAGGAGCUGAGAGAGUUGUUCACCCUUGACAAUCCACGGAUCUCGAAAACUCAGCAGCAGCUGGAGGAGAUGCACAGUCAUCAGAGAAAUACGGACUCAUCACUCGAUGCUCACAUCGCAUUUCUCUACUCACUCGAGAUAUUUGGUAUCAGUGACCAUGACUUGAUGUUCACUCAGGAGAAAUGCGACUUUGAAGACAACGGUGAAGCAGAGGUGGAACAUGGAGAUGACUACAUACAACACAGGGUACAAAAGGCAAAGGAGUUGCUUCAGAUGGAGUCGGAUUUAACACAGGAUUUUGAACAGAGAACCGGGAAAUACCAGAGAAAUGUUCCAGCUGGGCCAGAGGAUGCUGGGUCCCAGAAACCAUUCUCUCGCCCCUGGUCUGACUGGAAUCUCCAGGGGACGGUCAACACUCAGGAGGAGGAUGUCAAGGACGUACAAGAGAUAGACUUGGAUGCUGAGAACGUUGAUGAUGAUGAUGACGAAGAAGAGGAAGACAAUUAUGUUAGAGAAGUGAAGGCUGAAGUAUUGGAGACCAGUCAUAUUGACCUUGUGACCCCAGAGCCCACCCCCGUCAAGGGCAGCAAUAUGGUGGUGGAUCUGACUGCCACCACACCAGGAAUCAUAGUAAAGACAAAGCCAGAAUUAAACAAGACUGACAUCAAAAUGGAAUCUGAACAAACUGAAAUAAAGACUGAAGUAUUGAGUCCAGGACAACAUAUAGAAGAGACCGCAGAAUCAGAGGAGGAGGUUCAAACCAUUGAACAUUUAGGAAAUCUUUCUAUUAGGGCUAGUCCCAAAAGGACCUCUUUGGAUAGAGACAGUAUGUUAGAGCCUGAUUCAAAUGAUAGGGAAAGUAACACUUCCAGUAAUGGAGGCAUGGUUUCAAAAAGCCGAGAUGAAGAUGUAAUGCAGGAAGAUGAAAAUCUGGAAGAUGUAGAAGAAGAGGAGGAUACGGAGAAGACAGGUGAUGCUCUGUCAAAUGAAUCUGAGAGUGACAAAAUGGAGGAAUCUAUAAUCGAUUCGGAGGAUGAAGAAAACAAAGAAAAUGUUCCUCUUUCACAAAUAAUAGCUUCAGCCAAGAGAUCAUCAGAUGUGUUCAAACUUAACAGAUCAACAGAUGGACAGGCGAGGUCUCCUCUAGCUCCCAUCCUCAUUUCUCCAGCAGUCACGGACUCUCCUGCUAAGAAGAAGGCAAGAAGAAGUGUGUCUCAAAGUCCCUGGUUGAAACAACCCCACGAGAAAAAGGUGGAAAAUACUGUGAGAGAAGAGGAGGUUUUUAUAUCCCCUGAUAGGUUCCGACCUCUGAUGGGAACAAAAUCAAAGGACAAUGCCAAUUUGCUCAAAAGUAGAAGUAACUUGAAUUCUACGAUUUUAUCGGCUUUCUCUGACAGUCCUCAGCCCGGUGAUUCACCUCUUGGAAGGAAAGGGACAUCAGAAUUGGAAAGGAAGAGGAUUGGCUCUAAGCUUCAGCAAACAUUAAUGGAGGAAUCCCCUAAUCAAAGUGGUGCUUUUUCUAGACUUCAGGAAAGUUUUGUGCCAAAUUCUUUACAGAAUACACCUGAUGUUAGCUCGUCUGCCAAGGACAUAUCUGAACAGGACAAUAUAGCCAUAGAAGAGACUGAUGAAGAAUCAUCGCCUGCCAAAUACAUGUCUAUUUCCAAGUCAGAGAGUGCUGUUGAAGACAGCAUACUGAGUGAUGAGGAGAAACACUUGAGUGACUCAGAUGAUUUUGAGCCUGCGAAUAACCAAUCAAAAAUAGGAAUAGAAUCAGAUGACGAUUUGCCAACAUUUUCUGUCAAGAAGAAAUCUGUGAAAAAGGCUGUAAUUGGGAGUGAUUCUGAAAGUGACACUAGUGAUGUGAACCCUGAGGAGGAGGCAGAGAGAAGUGUUAGCAGAGAGAACAGUAACAAAAGGAAGUCGCCCGAGUCUAACAGCCUGCCCCAGUCUAAGUACGUCAUGCUGUCCAGCUCUGACAAUGAACAGUCUGAGAACCAGGAGGAGCUGAGAAGUGAGGAGUCGGGGAUCGAUGAGGGCUCAGAGGAGGGAGAGGAGGAGUCUUUAGAUAAAGGAUCAGAGGAGGAGUCUAUAGAUGUAGAUAUUGAUAGUGAAGAUGAAGAUUUCUUAGAUCUGGCAGAUGAUCUGAAAGAAAACUAUCUGGUGGCAGUAAAAAGAGCAAAGGAGCUCUACAAAUCUAGAAACUAUGAGGAAUGCUUGGCCAGUGUUUUACAAGCUUUGGAAAUCUACCCAGAGAAUAGGGCUUUACAGGCUUUUGCACUCAUUAUUCACAGCAAGUUGGGAUAGAAUCCUCAUGUUUACCACUGAGCAAGUCACUGUCAUCUGUUUAGAUUGAUAUAGAUACUAAGGAUCAGAUGAAUGACUUUAAACAAAAUCGAACAAUCUGUCUUAUUUGUAAUGGUUGCAUUCUGACUCAAAACUUUUUUCAUAAAAUAUGCAUACCAUCCUGCAAGUGCAAAUCAAUUUUAAUGUUUGAAUUCAGUUUUAUCUUUACAAUGUUUUCACUGGGAACAGCUGGCAUGAAUUUUGUGUUUGUUUAUUUGGGAAAUGGUAAA
Saccostrea cuccullata (small rock oyster) is the source of this 6002-nucleotide messenger RNA. Its product is annotated as DNA excision repair protein ERCC-6-like. The transcript is spliced from 32 exons. Bases 34 to 5733 code for a protein of 1899 amino acids. The record is from RefSeq and is a predicted model, not a curated record. Gene Ontology annotation, molecular function: ATP-dependent chromatin remodeler activity; ATP binding; DNA translocase activity. NCBI's taxonomy places the organism in Eukaryota, Metazoa, Mollusca, Bivalvia, Ostreida, Ostreidae.